AUGUCCAGUAGUAAUAAUUACUAUGACCUAGAUGAUAUACUAACAGAUGCUGAAAAGAUUCCAUGUCGUUUUAAUAUUACAGUACCAGGAUUAGGUUAUUUAGAAGGUAAUCCAGGUAAACCAAUUCAAAAAGAUACAAAAGUAGAAUUACCAUUAUGGUUAGCUGAAAUAUUAGCAAUUUUAAAUAUUCUGGAAGAAAGUUCAGAAAACUUUAUUGAUUUAUCCGAUCCUGAUUUUAUUAAUGUCAAAGUUAUAAGUGCCAUGAAAACAAGUCCAAUAUCAGUUGAUUUACAUAAAUUAUUACCAAAUUAUUAUUCAAUGGUUGAAAAAUGGUGUUUAAUGUUUAAUGAUACAAUAUUAAUUGAAAAUGUCAUGAAUAUGUUAAAAGAACGAGCAUUUGAAAUUAAUAAUUUUGCUAAUAAUGCUAAUAAACAAAUUAGUAAUGAAUUUAUGUAUACCCUUGAUGAAUUUGAAAAGAAAUUAUUUAAGAAAACUUUAGAAAGUAAUAAAUUAAUGAGAAAAUGGUUAAAAGAAUAA
Molecule: messenger RNA, 537 nt
Organism: Hemisphaericaspora subhashii
Lineage: Eukaryota; Fungi; Ascomycota; Pichiomycetes; Serinales; Debaryomycetaceae
Gene: PSF3
Product: DNA replication protein
Exons: 1
Coding region: 1-537 (178 amino acids)
Biological process (GO): mitotic DNA replication initiation
Cellular component (GO): GINS complex
Source: RefSeq, a predicted model, not a curated record